GCCGCUCCCCGCGCUCCCGCCGCUUCGCUCUCGUUCUCGGGGUCCCUCGGCACUAGUCCCGCUCCUUGGACCGCGCAGCCUCCGCCACCGCCGCCCGGCCCAGCCGCCGUCAGCCCCGAGGCUAGCCCGGAUGGCGCUCCCGGCUCGGAUUUGGUUUAGAAUGCAGUAACUCAAUGAGUUCAACAACUGUCUAUAAGCAUCCUAUGAUAUGUUCUCUAUAUUAAACAAUCAGGAGAAAUACCACUUUGUUCACUUAAAUCUAGAGUAUUAAGAAAGGAUCUGUGCUCUUUUCUACUCUGAUGGGAGAGAAGGAAACACAGAAAAAAUUAUGACAUCAGCAUCCAAAGGAAUUCUCCGCCCAUUUUUAAUCGUGUGCAUUAUCCUGGGCUGUUUCAUGGCAUGUCUGCUUAUUUAUAUCAAGCCCACCAACAGUUGGAUCUUCAGUCCCAUGGAGUCAGCAAGCUCAGUGCUGAAACUAAAAAAAUUAUUCUCCACCAAAACUUAUUAUUUUAAUGAAACUGUUAUUCUGAUUUGGUUGUGGCCAUUUGGACAAACCUUUGACCUGACAUCCUGCCAAGAAAUGUUCAACAUCCAAGGAUGUCAUCUCACCACAGACCGUUCUCUGUACAACAGAGCUCAUGCAGUUCUGAUUCAUCACCGAGACAUCAGUUGGGAUCUUACUAAUUUACCUCAGCAGGCUAGGCCACCCUUCCAGAAGUGGAUUUGGAUGAAUUUGGAAUCACCAACUCACACGCCUCAAAAGAGCGGCAUUGAGCACCUGUUCAACCUCACUCUGACUUACCGUCGUGAUUCAGACAUCCAAGUGCCUUAUGGGUUCUUGAUGGUGAACACAAACCCCUUUGUGUUUGAAGUGCCAAGCAAAGAGAAGUUAGUCUGCUGGGUUGUAAGUAACUGGAACCCUGAGCAUGCUAGGGUCAAGUAUUACAAUGAGCUAAGCAAAAACAUUGAAAUCCAUACCUAUGGGCAAGCAUUUGGAGAGUAUGUGAAUAAUAAAAAUUUGAUUCCCACCAUAUCUACUUGCAAAUUUUAUCUUUCCUUUGAAAACUCCAUCCACAAAGAUUACAUUACAGAGAAGCUCUACAAUGCUUUUCGGGCUGGCUCUGUACCUGUUGUUCUGGGGCCAUCUAGGGAAAACUAUGAGAAUUAUAUUCCAGCAGAUUCUUUCAUUCACGUGGAAGAUUAUAGCUCUCCCAGUGAGCUAGCAAAUUAUCUGAAGGAAGUUGACAAAGACAAUAAGUUAUAUCUUAGUUACUUUAAUUGGAGAAAAGAUUUUACAGUGACUCUUCCACGAUUUUGGGAAUCACAUGCAUGCUUGGCUUGUGAUCAUGUAAAAAGGCAUCAAGAAUAUAAAUCUGUGGGUAAUUUAGAGAAAUGGUUUUGGAAUUAGGGUUUUAAAUCAUGUACACACUUGGAAA
Suncus etruscus (white-toothed pygmy shrew) is the source of this 1436-nucleotide messenger RNA. It is a transcript of the gene FUT9, whose product is annotated as fucosyltransferase 9. The transcript has 4 exons. The record is from RefSeq and is a predicted model, not a curated record. NCBI's taxonomy places the organism in Eukaryota, Metazoa, Chordata, Mammalia, Eulipotyphla, Soricidae. Gene Ontology annotation, cellular component: membrane. Gene Ontology annotation, molecular function: alpha-(1->3)-fucosyltransferase activity. Bases 329 to 1408 code for a protein of 359 amino acids.